UGGCACCAAUCAACACUAUGUCGUUUGUUUUUCUUGCAUACAUACGAUAUAUAGGUUAUUUUCACAAAGCCGCAAUCAAUUGUUAUAAACCUAAACGUUAAUAUUUGUUUAUUCAUAAAACACACAUAGAAGGAUAACAUUAUUUUGUUUUAUGUGAUUUCGUUGCAAAUCAACGAGAUUAUAACCUAAUCUCUUUGUUGCAAAUACUUUUCACAUAUAUUAAAUAUCAACCAGCAAGAUAAAUUUUUACUUUUCAUGCCAGUUUCAUACACAAAUUAGUAAUUAUUAGUGUAUAAUGUACGGACAUUUCAUUUUUCUUUAGAAUGCUAAACUAAGAUGCAUUCAUACAACAUUUAUAAGCGAGGGAAAAGAUGUGCAUUGUUUUGCACAUAACCUACCAAACUUGUAUACGAAAACACAGUUUGUAUGUAUAAAAAAUAUGAAACUAUGAGAGCAUAAGUUUGGUAAUAGUUCAGUUUAAUUACUACACGAUUAUUAUUAAUAUGUACAAAAUGUCUGGGAAAAGAAAACCAGAUACACAAGUACCAGCUGAAGAAAGUGACUUAUUGUCGAUUAGACCACUUGGUGCUGGCCAAGAAGUAGGAAGAUCAUGUAUUAUGUUGGAAUUCAAAGGAAAGAAAAUUAUGUUAGAUUGUGGUAUUCAUCCUGGUUUAUCUGGAAUGGAUGCAUUACCAUUUGUAGAUUUAGUAGAAGCGGAUGAAAUUGAUUUACUAUUAAUUUCUCAUUUUCAUUUGGACCAUUGUGGAGCCUUACCAUGGUUUUUACAGAAAACCAGUUUUAAAGGGCGAUGUUUCAUGACACAUGCCACCAAAGCCAUUUAUCGUUGGCUAUUAUCCGAUUACAUCAAAGUAAGCAAUAUUGCAACAGAGCAAAUGUUAUAUACUGAAUCAGAUCUUGAAACCAGUAUGGAUAAAAUAGAAACAAUUAAUUUUCACGAAGAAAAAGAUGUAUUUGGAAUCAAAUUUUGGGCCUAUAAUGCUGGACAUGUAUUAGGUGCUGCUAUGUUUAUGAUAGAGAUAGCUGGUGUUAAAAUUUUGUACACUGGAGACUUCAGUCGACAAGAAGAUAGACAUUUAAUGGCUGCUGAAAUUCCAAAUAUUCAUCCAGAUGUUUUAAUUACUGAGUCUACUUAUGGUACACAUAUACAUGAGAAAAGAGAAGAUCGUGAAGGAAGAUUUACAAAUCUAGUUCAUGAAAUUGUUAAUAGAGGUGGACGAUGCUUGAUACCUGUGUUUGCAUUAGGCAGAGCACAAGAACUUUUGCUUAUUUUAGAUGAGUAUUGGAGUCAGCAUCCUGAACUUCAUGAAAUUCCUAUAUAUUAUGCCUCUUCAUUAGCAAAGAAGUGUAUGGCAGUCUACCAAACUUAUGUGAAUGCUAUGAAUGAUAAAAUAAGAAGACAGAUAGCCAUCAAUAAUCCUUUUGUCUUUAAACAUAUUUCAAAUUUAAAAGGGAUCGACCAUUUUGAAGACAUUGGACCAUGUGUAGUGAUGGCUUCCCCUGGUAUGAUGCAAAGUGGUUUGUCAAGAGAAUUGUUUGAAUCGUGGUGUACUGAUGCCAAAAAUGGAGUAAUAAUAGCUGGUUAUUGUGUAGAAGGAACAUUAGCUAAAACUAUUUUAUCAGAGCCUGAAGAGAUUACAACUAUGUCUGGACAAAAGUUACCAUUAAAAAUGUCUGUCGACUAUAUAUCAUUCUCAGCACAUACAGAUUAUCAACAGACUUCAGAAUUCAUACGUAUUUUGAAACCACCACAUGUUGUACUCGUACAUGGAGAACAGAAUGAAAUGGGAAGAUUGAAAGCUGCUUUACAACGUGAAUAUGAAGAUGAUCCUAGUACAACAAUGGAGAUACAUAAUCCCAGAAAUACAGUUGCUGUUGAGUUAUAUUUCAGAGGAGAAAAGACUGCCAAAGUAAUGGGAACAUUGGCAAUGGAAACACCGAAACCAGGACAGAUAUUAUCUGGAGUUUUAGUUAAAAGGAAUUUCAAUUAUCACAUGCUGGCACCUUGCGACUUAUCAAAAUAUACCGAUAUGAGUAUGAGUCAAGUUAUUCAAAGGCAAAGUGUGUAUUUUUCAGCAUCGUUGCCAGUAUUAAAACACCUUCUGAUUCAAAUUGCUGGAAAUUUAGAAAUAGUAGAUGAUAAAAAGUUACGCGUUUUUAAAAAUGUUGAUGUAACAAUUGAUGGAAAAAUUGUGACUAUGGAAUGGAUUGCAACACCUGUAAAUGAUAUGUAUGCAGAUUCUGUUUUGACUGCGAUACUACAAGCUGAAAUGAUGGAUCAACCACCCAAAGUAUUACCAGCACCUACAAAAAUGGAUCGCAUGCAUUUCAAGGAGUGUUUGAUAGAAAUGCUUCAAGAAAUGUUUGGUGAAGAUUCUGUACCUAAAAUUUUUAAAGGAGAAAAGCUAUAUGUGACUGUUGAUGGAAAAAAAGCACACAUAGAUUUACUGAAUUUAGAAGUAACUAGCAAAGAAGAUGAAACUUUCCAACAAAUAGUACAAACAGCAGUAACAAAAUUACAUCAAUCGCUAGCACCACCUUGUGAUACAAUUUGAAAAGC
This is a messenger RNA of Hylaeus anthracinus, 2578 nucleotides long. It is a transcript of the gene Cpsf73, whose product is annotated as cleavage and polyadenylation specificity factor 73. The transcript has a single exon. Gene Ontology annotation, molecular function: RNA binding; RNA endonuclease activity; 5'-3' exonuclease activity. Gene Ontology annotation, cellular component: mRNA cleavage and polyadenylation specificity factor complex. The coding region runs from base 504 to 2573 and encodes 689 amino acids. Gene Ontology annotation, biological process: mRNA 3'-end processing by stem-loop binding and cleavage. The record is from RefSeq and is a predicted model, not a curated record. Lineage: Eukaryota; Metazoa; Arthropoda; Insecta; Hymenoptera; Colletidae.